CGGAGAGGUGCGCCCAUGUGACAGGCUGCGCUGCUGCCGUCGUCUGCCUGCUCGUGCAAGCGUCUCUGCCCGCCAAACAGUGCGUGUGGGUGCUGCUGGCAGGGCCUGAUGCGUCGUGAGGUGGGGAGCAGCUGCCAUGCUCAUUAAGGAGUACCGCAUCCCGCUGCCCCUCACCGUCGAGGAGUACCGCAUCGCACAGCUCUUCAUGAUAGCGAAAAAAAGUCGUGAAGAGAGCAAAGGAGCUGGCAGCGGUGUGGAAAUUCUAGUCAAUGAACCGUACGAUGAUGGACCCGGUGGGAAAGGACAGUACACGCACAAGCUCUACCACGUCGGCAGCCACCUUCCAGGCUGGUUCAAAAGUUUACUGCCAAAGUCUGCACUCACGGUGGAAGAAGAAGCAUGGAAUGCUUAUCCUUAUACUAAAACCCGAUAUACAUGUCCCUUUGUUGAAAAGUUUUUUCUGGAAAUAGAAACCUACUAUUUUCCUGAUAAUGGCCACCAGGAAAAUGUGUUCAAAUUAUCAGGAAGCGACCUGCGGAACAGGAUCGUUGACUUGAUUGAUGUUGUCAAGGAUCAACUAUAUGGAGCCGACUAUGUCCGGGAUGAGGACCCAAAAAUGUAUGUUUCUCAAAAAACUGGCAGGGGUCCUCUCACAGAGACAUGGCUCGAAGAUUACUGGAAUGAGUGUCGGGGAAAGCAAAUGCCUUUACCAAAUGGAAAGUCCCUCAUGUGUGCCUAUAAACUCUGUAGGGUUGAAUUCCGCUACUGGGGUAUGCAGACAAAGCUGGAAAAGUUUAUACAUGAUGUUGCACUGCGGAAGACCAUGUUGCGAGCUCAUAGACAGGCAUGGGCUUGGCAGGAUGAAUGGCACGGCCUGACCAUGGAUGACAUCCGGCAAAUUGAGCGACAGACUCAGGAAGCCCUCAAGAGGAAAAUGGGUGCAGCAGAAAAUGAAUCUCAAGACUCAGGGGAUGAAGGUGAUGGACAGUAUGCAAAUUCGAACGGUGGUGGAAGUGGUGUGUCUACGCCUCAGGAUUCGUCUGUAGCUAAGACAAUCCAAGCAACACUAGGAAGUAUCGAAAAACCUGAGCAAGAUAUGCCUAGCCCUCCAGUUGUCAAGAAAUCUGAAGCAAUGCCAUCCCUGAGUUCCAAAGGUUCAGAUGGGGAACCAAGCUCUGACAGUUCACCCACUGACUUAAAUUUAAGGAUUGAAGAUUCUUCACCAAGGGAUGCUGAGGGAAGACAUACACUCUGGUCUCGUAGCAACUCAAAAGCUGCGUUGCACUCUCCAGGUUCUGCCUCCAGCAAAAGCUUCAACUUGCAGGUGGCUAAUUGGCGUAUGGAGAGCAUUGUCCGGGACUCUGACUCCGGCAGUGAGGAGGAAUUUUUUGACUGCCAAGAAGAUCUUGGAGAUUCUGGCUCUUUGGCAAAAUGGAGUUCAUUAGACUUACUUACAGAGGAAGAUAUAGAGGGUGUACCAGCAUCUGAUGCAGAUAAACAAGAUAGUAUAUUUUCUCAAUCCUACUUGCAACGUGUGGCCAGUGAACGGAGUCGUACACUGCAGGGUGCUGGUAGUAUAGAUGCAUCUUGUCCGGGCUCGCCCAUCACAUCCCCUGCCCACCAGACAUGCCGCACAAGUGUACUUAUACUUGUGCUGCAUGCAGGAAGCAUACUGGAUGCAAAUGUAGAUUUAGCAGCUAAAAAGUCUGACAUUACAACAUUCCGUGGUGCAUUUGAAUCAGUAAUGCGCCAGCACUACCCUUCUCUGAUAGGGCGUGUUGCUAUAAAACUGGUUUCUUGCCCUUCUGUAUGUACUGAGGCCUUAGGAGUGCUAUCCAGUUUAAGUCCUUACAGUUUUGAUGUGUCACCAUCAUGUACAGACACUCCUCAGGUUACACAUGAUUCAAUACCAGUUGGUGCUAUUCCAUUGUUUGCCACGUCUGCACCAGAGUAUCAGGAAUCUGUGUCACGUGUCAUCAACGCUGCAAAUGGUGUCUACCAAGAAUUUCUAAAAUCUGAAGAAGGACAAGGAUUUUCUGGGCAAGUUUGUUUUAUUGGUGAUGGUGUGGGGUCAAUUCUUGGUUUUGAUGCUUUGUGUCGUUUUAUACAUUAUCAAUCUCGGCAUGAUAGUGAGAACAGUAUAUUAGAUUCAGAGUAUCCACAGCAAGUGGAAGAUGCCAUUGACAGUGCAAAAUCCAACAACCGACAAGGAGGAGCAGAUGGUGACAAUAGUACAAAUGUGGAUGUUUCCUACUCAAAUAAGCUGCUGUCUGCUCCUGCACCUCGAAGACGAUCUUCUUCAGCAAGUGAGCAUUCUCAUCACUGCAAACUAGACUUUGAAGUCAGUGAUUUUUUCAUGUUUGGAAGUCCCCUGGCACUGGUUCUUGCAUACAGAAAAAUUUCUUCAUCUGAUGAUAAAAACAGCCCUAUACCAAAGCCCAUGGUGCAGCAGAUUUACAAUCUCUUUCAUCCCACUGAUCCAGUAGCAGCAAGGCUGGAACCUUUACUGUCAGCAAGGUUCUCUAUGCUGCCACCUGUAAACGUUGCCAGGUACCAGAAAUAUCCAUUGGGAAAUGGGCAGCCAUAUCAUCUCUUGGAAGUAAUUCAGGCUAACCCACAAAUGUUCGCUGAGAGCUUGAAUCUGACAUCACCCAUUCAAGGAAGUCAUCUACGAAGAAUGUCAGAAGUUAGCAUCCAAAGUACUGUAUCAGGAGUAAUUGACUCAUUACCACUACAAACUAUUAAUGCCUUAACACAGAAAUGGUGGGGUACAAAGCGACUAGACUAUGCAUUGUAUUGUCCAGAGGGACUUGCAAAUUUCCCAACAAAUGCUUUGCCACAUCUUUUCCAUGCAAGUUAUUGGGAAUCAUCUGAUGUAAUUGCUUUCAUUUUGCGCCAACUGGCAAGAAUUGAUGGGGCACCUGCAGCAGGAUUUGAGGAAAAGGAUACAGCUGCUUUCAAUCCAGGGCAUCCACGGGAAAAAUGGAUCAAGAAGAGAACUUCAGUUAAACUGAAGAAUGUUGCUGCAAAUCAUCGAGCAAAUGAUGUAAUAGUAAAAGAGGGUGCACCUCAAAUUUUGACAGCCCGCUUCAUGUAUGGACCAUUGGACAUGAUCACCUUAGCAGGUGAAAAGGUGGACAUUCAUAUAAUGAAAGAUGUGCGUGCUGGAGAGUGGACAUUGAUAGCUACAGAAGUUACUGACAAGACUGGACGGGUGACAUACACCAUUCCUGAUGACAAAGCCCUUGGCUAUGGAAUGUACCCAGUAAAAAUGGUUGUUAGAGGUGAUCACACAUCAGUGGACUUCUACAUGGCUGUUGUUCCACCUAAAACAGAGUUCGUUGUCUUCAGUAUAGAUGGUUCCUUCACUGCAAGUAUGUCUGUGACUGGUCGUGAUCCAAAAGUCAGAGCAGGUGCCGUAGAUGUUGUGAGGCACUGGCAAGAACUGGGUUAUUUGAUAGUGUACAUAACAGGCAGACCAGACAUGCAGCAGCAGAAAGUGGUCUCAUGGCUGUCACAACACAAUUUUCCCCAUGGUCUCCUUUCGUUUGCUGAUGGCUUUUCUACAGAUCCACUGGGUCACAAGACAAUGUAUCUGAGAAACUUAAUUCAGGAACAUGGGGUUGCGAUUCAUGUAGCAUAUGGUAGUAGCAAAGACAUCAGUGUGUACACUUCAAUUGGUUUGAAACCAAAACAAAUAUUCAUUGUUGGAAAAGUUUCAAAAAAGCAUCAUACACUGGCAACAAUUUUGCAAGAUGGAUAUGCAGCACAUUUGACAACUUUAAUGGCUCCUGGUGGAUCUCGGCCUGCCCAAGGAAAUGCCAGAAUGGUCAUACCAAGAGGAUACUUUGGACUGCCAGGACAAAAUGCCUCAAUUAGAAGGCGCAGCAAUGAAACCACAGUCCCUUCACCUCCUCGUGGCAGCCUGUACAUUAAGAGAAAAGUGUACAUUAGUCAUGUGUAGCACAACUGUACAAAUCCAGCACCCAUCGAUUUGUAGUAGCAGUUGUUACGGAAUCUUCUAGUCCCCUCAUGACGUCGAUCUGCAAAGCGUGCAACGUCAUAUCCACUAAUGGGCGGUGCUGAAUCUCUGGACCGAAGUGCUAGCACUAAGACACGUUGGACUUCACGCUUCUGUGCAACUUCUUCAACUAAGCUUUGAU
Molecule: messenger RNA, 4163 nt
Organism: Schistocerca americana (American grasshopper)
Lineage: Eukaryota; Metazoa; Arthropoda; Insecta; Orthoptera; Acrididae
Gene: rdgB
Product: protein retinal degeneration B
Exons: 26
Coding region: 137-3964 (1275 amino acids)
Biological process (GO): phospholipid transport
Cellular component (GO): cytoplasm
Molecular function (GO): metal ion binding; phosphatidylcholine intramembrane carrier activity; phosphatidylinositol binding
Source: RefSeq, a predicted model, not a curated record